UUCUCUUACUCCUCACACAUCUCACACCAUCUAAUGGAGGAAAAUACAACGGACAACACUGAGUACGCCCACUUGGUGGAACUCAGGGCGAGUGGUAUCUAUGUUCCGCCCGCGAAGCUCCAGCUGUUGCUCUCAAACGCGCAAUUCUCGCCAUCCUCCAAGGAAUACCAGAAGAUUGAAUGGGAGAGGCUUAAGAAGGCAAUCAACGGGUUGGUCAACAAGGCAAAUAUAGGCAACGUCAGAUCCAUCGUAGUAGACUUGUUCCGGCUCAACUUGACUCGCGCGCGUGGGCACUUGCUCAAAGCGCUCAUGCGCGCACAGGGCGGGGCGGCACUGUUCACUCCGGUGUACGCGGCACUCGCAGCGGUGCUCAAUUCGAAGAUUCCUGAAAUCGGGGAACUACUCGUCAGCCGGUUGGUGCUUCAAUUUCGCCGCGGCUUCAAGCGCAACAACAAGGCGCUUUGCCAGUCGGCGACCGCUUUCCUCGCGCACUUGGUCAACCAGCAGGUGGCCCACGAGGUGGUGGCCUUGCAGCUCGUCCAUUUACUCCUUUCUACGCCGACGAACGACUCGGUGGAGAUUGCGGUGGGGGUUGUGACAGAAGUGGGCGCGUUUUUGGCCGACGCGGCGCCCAAGCCCAACGCCGGGGUCUUCGACCGACUCCGCACCAUUCUCCACGAGGGCUUGAUCGACAAGCGGGUGCAAUACUUGGUCGAGGUGUUGUUCCAACAGAGACGUGACGGCUAUCCGGGUCAUCCCGUGGUUCCGAAGGAACUAGACUUGGUGGAUGAGACGGAACAGAACACACACGUGAUUGGCUUGGACGACGAAUUGAAGGCCUGCGAUCACUUAAAUGUAUUUCAGUAUGACGAAGAGUAUGAGAAGAACGAGGAGGUUUACGCCGGUUUGAGGAGGGAGAUUCUCGGGGAUGAAGAGGAAGAAGAGGAAGAAGAGGAAGAAGAGGAAGAAGCGGAGGCUGUCCCAGAUUUGGUACAAAUCACAGACUUGACCGCCACAAAUGUCACCAACUUCCGCAAAACUAUAUAUCUCACUUUUCAAAACUCAUCCUCUUCCGAAGAAGCAGUGCAUAAGUUGUUACGCUUGACGCGGAGCAGCCGGAUAAAAGACCAGGAAUCACUUGUGGUGGAUAUGCUCGUCAAGUCAUGCUCGAAUGAGAAAACAUACUCCAAGUUUCUCGGGGUUACGGGCGAGCUCUUGUGUGCCCACAACCGGUACUGGGAAAAGGCCUGUGAGGAAAACUUUGCGGUCUAUUACGAGUCCAUCCACCGAUACAAUACCAACCAGUUGCGUAACAUUGCACGCUUCUGGGGUCAUUUGCUUGCCAGUGACAAGCUCCGUUGGGAGGUGUUGCAGGGGAUCAAGUUGACGGAAGAGGAUACCACCCCUGCCGGCAGAGUCUUUAUCAAAUUUGUGUUUGGUGAGUUGGUGAGCGAGAUGGGCGUUCCGCUCUUGCGCGCGCGCUUGUGCGAGCCGUACAUUCAGCCAUAUAUUUCGGGCAUGUUUCCAAAGGAAGGAAAGAGCCAUGUCAUAUUCUGCAUCAACUUUUUUACCGCGAUUGGGCUCGGGGUUGUGACAGAGGAGAUGCGCGAGCUUUUGCCAACAUUGCAGGAAGAGGUCAGGGGGAGGUCUCGGUCGAGAUCCCAUUCCAGGUCACGUUCCAUGUCAUAUUCGAGAUCGUACUCCAGGUCGAGAUCUUAUUCCAGAUCUUAUUCCAGAUCGAGAUCUUAUUCGAGAUCGCGGUCCAAUUCAUAUUCCAGAUCGCCUUCUCGUAGCAGGUCUAGAAGCCAGGAUAGCCCGGUACAGAAAAAUCGCCAACAGUCUAGAUCUAGAUCUAGAUCUAAAUCUUUCUCCGGGUCUCCGUCUCAAGAUGGCGACCAGAGAUCCAGAACACCGCCCCGUGGAGAUAACCAGAGAUCUAGAAUUCCACUUCGAGAUAGUAACCGCCAGAGAUCCAAAUCUCCCGUAACUAGACAGCCAAGAAAUCAGUCCCGGUCUAGAUCCCCUGCGAGCAGGGCUCCAAGGCUUCAUCCCGACAGACUCAAGAAUAUCAGGAAAUAGCAUCCUAUUUAAACGGAAAAGAUUUUGGAUAGAAUUUCACAUUAAUGG
Molecule: messenger RNA, 2127 nt
Organism: Babjeviella inositovora NRRL Y-12698
Lineage: Eukaryota; Fungi; Ascomycota; Pichiomycetes; Serinales
Gene: CWC22
Product: U2-type spliceosomal complex subunit
Exons: 1
Coding region: 34-2079 (681 amino acids)
Biological process (GO): mRNA splicing, via spliceosome
Cellular component (GO): catalytic step 2 spliceosome
Molecular function (GO): protein binding; RNA binding
Source: RefSeq, a predicted model, not a curated record